Messenger RNA from Sardina pilchardus (European sardine), 2252 nucleotides. It is a transcript of the gene fosl1a, whose product is annotated as FOS like 1, AP-1 transcription factor subunit a. The record is from RefSeq and is a predicted model, not a curated record. NCBI's taxonomy places the organism in Eukaryota, Metazoa, Chordata, Actinopteri, Clupeiformes, Clupeidae. Gene Ontology annotation, biological process: regulation of transcription by RNA polymerase II. The transcript is spliced from 4 exons. Bases 270 to 1331 code for a protein of 353 amino acids. Gene Ontology annotation, cellular component: nucleus. Gene Ontology annotation, molecular function: DNA-binding transcription factor activity, RNA polymerase II-specific; RNA polymerase II cis-regulatory region sequence-specific DNA binding.
GAAUCUAUGCGAAGGGUCAUACCACAUCAGAUGUUCGUAUCGUAAAGACAUUUUGGCUGUUUUGCGAGUCAACACGUGCUUCAUCGUUUCCCUAUACCCCCUGGAAAUUGGAUUAUUCUUCCCGGCAAUAGGUGGUGCUUCCUUAAAUUUUGAAAGUGCUGUAUUUGCUUGGGCAGUGGAUAGAUUGGUGUGGUAAAAAAGACAUCGGUUUACUCUUUCAACUGUAUUUCAUUGUGUAGCCGGGAAACACAAGGUGAAACAUCGCAUAUAUGUAUCGGAACUAUCUCAGAGGAACCGACCAGACCUUCUCUGAGAGUAGCUCUGGCUCCGGAUCAAACCCUACGGGAACAAGCACUGCUACCGCACAGCAACAACAGUUGUCUGUGGCAGGAUCCAGUCAGUUUGUGCCCAGCCUCAAUGCAAUCACUUCCAGUCAGGAUCUCCAGUGGCUGGUACAACCAUCCAUCAUUGGCCCUCCAGGACCCUCAAGAUCCCUGCGUCCCCCUUACGCCAUGACAGUUGGUGGCCAUUCCAUGGGGGGCUCUCGCCCUGCUCACAGCCACAUUAUCCGCCCAGGGGUUAUACGAGCUCCCUCCGCGUCAGGGAACUCCACAAGACGCCGCGCUGAUGAACAUUUAUCCCCAGAGGAACAAGAACGACGAAGAGUCAGAAGAGAGCGAAACAAAAUGGCUGCUGCUAAAUGCAGAAACCGCAGAAGAGAACUGACUGACACACUUCAAACUGAGACAGACCAGUUGGAGGAUGAUAAGUCCCGUCUACAAAAGGAGAUUGCAAACCUACAGAAAGAGAAAGAGAAGCUUGAACUGGUUCUCGAGGCCCAUCGCCCCAUCUGCAAGACCCAAGAUUCCGACUCUGACUCCGACUCCGACUCUCGUCCUAAAUUUCCUACUCUUCGAGGCAUUAAGAUUGAACCAGCUGACUCUGACCUACCGAGACCCUCCAAAUCAGCCCAGCCAAAAGCAGACAAACCCAAGCCCAAAAUAACCAUCCCACCUCCACCUGCCCCAGCCUCUUCAUCUGCCAUCCAUAUUGAAUCUGAAGCUCUGCACACACCUGUGCUCAUGUCUACGCCCUCGCUCACACCGUUCACCUCCAGCCUGAUCUUUACCUACCCAUCGGCCUCACUGGAAGCAGGCCCCUCGGUGACUGCACAAAACCUCAGCCUUCCUGGUCCCUCGACUUCCACUCAACAAAGCACUAUCCAUGCCUCAAGGAGACAUGAGCCUUGUGGUAUUGCCCAUCGUCGUAGCAGCAGUAGUGGUGACCAGUCUGAUCACUCGCUCAGCUCUCCAACUAUCCUGACCUUAUGAUGUUCUUCAUCAAUUAAGAGGAUGUCAAAGAAAACAUGGCUAGUCUAGAAGGUGACGAUGUGUCCAUUGAAAGUGUUUUAAGACAAAGCAAAACAUUUCAACUAAUGAAAAGGAAUGGAUGAAAGAAAUGAAAACUAAUGAAACAUUAUUUCAGUCCCAUACUUUUAAGAAUAGCUCAUAUAACUAUGCCAUAGUAUGUGCUAAUAUUUGUCUUUUUUAAAGGUCAACUCUAAAGAACACUUUAUUUAUACAGUAUAUAUUAUAACUUCAUUAAAUUAAUCUACUUAUUGAUCUUCCAAUGCCAUUAUCACAAAGCGGAAGACACUUCCUGCUGAUUUGUUGUCCACUAAUGGCAUGACUGAAGACAGAUUGUGAGAGUUUGUGAGUACAUUGUUUAAAUUUUUGUGCAUUAAAUCAGAUGUAUGUCUUCAUUUUGAUGAUGUUAUACAUUUUGUACCCAUCAAGUGAGCAUUAUCAAGAAGAAAAAAACUAUACCUACAAUCUAUGUUAAUUUAUGUGAUGGAGUUAUGUUUAUGUGUCUUUAACAUCUCUCUUAGCCUCUAUUUGUACUAAAAGCCCAUUUCACACUGACAUAAUGUAGCAGACCUGUCAAAUUCUACAUAUUUCAUGUGAAUUAUAUGAUCACUAUGCACUUGAAAUUACUGUGUGUUACACUAUUUUGUAAGGUGUGUUAUUAUGUCUGAGAUGUUUCAAUAGAGAGGUAAUAUAUGUAACUGUAUGACAUGAAGACACAACCAAGGCUGGACCAUAGGGGUACGUCUAGAUAUUUAUUUUGGAAGAAAAAUAUAUAAUAUUUUUGUAAGAGUUGGUUGUUACCAGUCUGUAAUAACACGUGUCUACUGUGAGACUACAACAUGUUGUCUUUGAGUAAAUAAAAUAGUGACUCAUAUACAUGUCUGA